Suillus clintonianus is the source of this 2403-nucleotide messenger RNA. Its product is annotated as P-loop containing nucleoside triphosphate hydrolase protein. The record is from RefSeq and is a predicted model, not a curated record. Gene Ontology annotation, molecular function: ATP hydrolysis activity; ATP binding. Bases 1 to 2403 code for a protein of 800 amino acids. Lineage: Eukaryota; Fungi; Basidiomycota; Agaricomycetes; Boletales; Suillaceae. The transcript has 5 exons.
AUGGCCUCAAAUUCACUAGCAACCCAAUUCCAAGCCCAUCUAGACGACUUUCGGAUAUCCCUAGAGCCCAGCGCACUCAAUUACCUUACAUCCAUGCUCGCUGUCAUGUCCAUGUCCGAUAAAGCCAGGGACGUACGAGACGCCACGGAGAUGUUUCUCGAGGAGGCUGAUGUAGACCCGGAGAAGAUCAAUCAGUUUUAUGCGACUCUUGGCAAGGGAAACGUGAAGACAUCUUCAGGGACUUUGACGUCAGCGUCAGCGUCUAGUACACCCACGGAAAAUGCUCCGAAACCUAUGUCGUCUAUCGAGGCCCGCCGCAUGAAACGCGCGCAAAAGAAGGCCGCUACCACCGCCUCCCCAACGCCGCCCACAGAAGCAGAGCCCAAGAUCACAGCAACUGCCCAGCAGAGUCGGUUCCACCGUGAGACCCUCGAGACAUCGUCCAAAGACAUCGACAUGCAGACCGUCAAUAUCAGCGUCAACAACCUCGAUCUUCUCGUCGAUGCGCAUCUACGACUCAAGGAAGGCGUGCGAUACGGUCUCGUGGGGCAGAACGGCGUCGGAAAGACGAUGUUGAUGAGAUGCAUGGCGGAUAACAUUCUUGCUAUGCCAAGUAAUCUCAAUAUCCUCCAUAUUGCGCAACUUGAGACUUUCGACGAGUCCACCACCGUAUUGAAUGAAGUACUCGAAGCAGACAAGGCAUGCUUGAAGGCUUUGCGCGAAUACGAAGCCUUACACGCAAUACUCGGAGACGCACCUCAGUCCACCUCAUCAAACACCGCCCAGUUAAAUAUUGCGCUCCACAACAUUCUUAUUUCUCGAAUGGAGACCCGCGUGAUUUUCGCACAACAACUCGCACAGAAACGCUCUGGCACACGCGGACAUGACGCCCGUCAGGCACAGCUUGCGAUAGAAACUGAGUUCACUGCUCUGAAAGCUCAGGACCCGCAGGUCUACGUUUCACCUGAUAUCGCGACUGAGCUUAUCACGGACGUCUUUGAUAAAUUUGCGCUUAUCAAUUUUGAUGCGCGGAAAGCAAAGGCAAGGAAGAUCUUACGAGGUCUUGGAUUUGAGGAGGCCCAAGUCGAGGCUAGGGUGCAGACUUUGAGCGGUGGAUGGCGGAUGCAGAUUGCGCUUGCGAAAGCCCUAUUUGUUGGCCCGGACAUCCUCCUGCUCGACGAACCAACAAACCACCUUGACCUUCCGGCAAUCCUCUGGCUGCAAGAAUACCUCAUCGACGAAACAGCGGGGCUCACACUUGUCAUCGUGUCGCACGACCGAGCAUUUUUGAACGCGGUGACAACGGAGACUAUCAUACUGCGGGACAAGAUGUUGAAAUACCAUGCGGGAUCGUUCGCAGACUACGAAAGCACAAGUGAGGAGCAGCGCGUACGGAAGCAAGCGUUGCUGGAUGUGCAGGCGAAGAAGCGAGCGAAGCUCGUAGCAAGCAUCCAGCACAAUGUACAGCAGGCUCGAGCGACUGGGGAUGACAAGCGUCUCGGGCAAGUAGCGAGCCGGAAGAAGAAGCUUGAGCGCCUUGGAAUGGAGAAGACGGAGGAUGGGAAGCGGUUCAAGGUGUCUUACUGGGCCGGAUACCACACGACAGCACGCGCGGAGAUCGAGAUGGAGAAGGCCUUGAAGACGGCGUCGAUCAAAAUUCCAGAUCCUCCUCCGUUGCGGUACCACGGAUCCGUGUUCACCGUGAAGAAUGCGUCGUUUCGCUAUCCCAAUUCAAAUAUAGAUGUCCUGACAAACGUCAGCCUGGAUGUAGGUCCCCAUGCUCGCAUAGCGCUGCUCGGCCCCAAUGGGUGCGGGAAGACAACGCUCCUGAACAUGAUGGUGGGCGUAACGCAUCCGACAACAGGGGAAGUUUACCGACACCCCUCGCUCCGCAUCGGCUACUUCUCGCAGCACGUAGUCGACCAGCUCACGCUCACCCGUACACCCAUCGAAGAGAUGCGCUCUCGGCAUCCAGGGCUUUCAGAACAAGAGUGUCGGGCACACUUUGGCACUGUCGGCGUGAGCGGGAAUACCGUUCUCCGGAAGAUCGCAAACCUCAGUGGAGGACAGCGGAACCGCAUAGCAUUUGCGAUCAUUCUGUAUGAUGCACCGCAUGUACUUGUGAUUGAUGAAAUCACGAAUCAUUUGGAUAUGGGCACUGUGGAUAGGCUGGUGGAGGCGCUGGAGGGCUUCGAAGGAGCGCUGGUGCUGGUAAGCCAUGACGUAUGGUUCAUGAAGCAACUGAUGGAGGGAGAGGUCGAUGAUGACGAUGAUGAAAGUGAUGUGAAGGAGGAGAGGACGUUUUACGUCGUUAGGAAUGGUGCUGUGAAGCGCUGGGAGAAAGACAUGGAUGGGUAUGUUGAGGCGGUCAUGAAGAGGGUCAAAAAGAGCGAUAGGUACUAG